AUGGCGGCUGAGGAUCUAGAAUUGUUGAAGAAACGAUUACGACAUUGUCAUCGCCGCCGGUAUGCCCCGCCGUGGUCGUGGCCCGUGGAGGUCACGAAGUUGCUCCUCUUCCCCACCCACCUCUUCCGCCCAGGCCUCUCUCGCGAGGGCCUAGGCUCCACGUGGCGAGCACGCGACCCCGACCUCCUGGACUUCGAGGCCCAGGCAGCCCGACCUCGACACCGCCGGCUGGUGGUCGAUGAUGUCGAGGCACGCGUGGGAUAUGAUAUGUUACUACAACUACUUGCACAUAUCCGAGCUAGGCAGCUACUCCCACAACAGGCACGCACCAGCCACGCCAUAGCAAUAAGCAAGCCAGGCAAGACACCUACGGGCAACACGGUCAUGGACAUCACACGGUCUCGAGGAGCGGAUGAGCACUAUGAUGAGCUACUCACGCACCACAGGAGCACGGGCAUUCUCUACUACGAGGCUAGCGAUGGCGACCUCCAUGAGGACCUCCAAACGAUUCUUGGGCAUCCGCAUUUCAGGGGGCUGAGGGGCGUCUGGGAGCCCCGCACGUUAGGUGCCCUGUUCAGCAUCAACACUGAGGCCUCCGAGCACUUCGAGAACCAGCGCCCCGCGGACGAGGUGCUGGGGGAGACCGAUAGUGAAGAUGAGGAGCUCGGAUGCCGUGCCAGAUUCUCGGCGAAGCGCGAGCUUGUCAAGCGCCAGAUCAACGCGACAACGCUCGAGGGCCACGGCGCUCCUCCCGUCCUCUCGCAGGCCCACUCGGACGCGAGGUGCUGCCGCCGCCGGCUUGGCGACCAGAGGACACCCCAGAAGAACGAGAACGGCUCCGAGCGGGCUAUCAACGGUUGGCAGAGCUUCGAGAACAACGCGCUGAACGACUACGACGGCAGCCACAGGGACAUCGGCUACCACGAGUGCGACGGUUUGGCGCCGCCGCCCGCGAAGAACCCGCGCAAGGGCGACAGGGGCGGCGACCGCGUCAUGGGGGAGGUGGACACGCUGAAGGAGAAGGGCGGCAAGAGCGGCGGCAAGGGCGGCAUGAGCGGUCAAGGACACCGAGGCGGCAGGAGGCGCAGACGCGGUCACCGCAGCGAUAAGACAUGGACAUCGAAAGACCAGAACUUGAUGCAGCGCUUGGCGAUGCUGACGAAGCCCACGCUUCAAACGACGUUCAGGCAACGACUGUCAUCGGCCACGACGAUCGACACGUUCACGAUCCCCAAGACGCACCGCGUGGUCCAGAGGCUCGAGGCGGCGAUGAUCGAGCACCGCAAGAAGGUGGAGGCAGCCCGCCCGAGCGGCGCCGAGGCGCUGCGAGGGGUGGGCUCGCCAGUGGCGAGCCUCGUGGUCGGCCUUCUAGAGAGUCUGAUGGAGUGCGAUAUAGGUGGAAAAGCGAAGGCCGACCACGGCAAGCACGUGGAACAAAUCAUCCCAGUCAAUGGAGAGGAGCCGCCGAUCACAAGAACCCACCUGGAGCUGGACGCGGCGGCCACCCGCAUCGAGAGAUGCUUCGACGAGGAGAAAGUGAAGCUCCAGGUGGCAGCGCCAGUGUGGCCCAUGCGGGGCACGGUCACGAACGCCUUCAUCCCGGAGGGAGUGGCCCAGCGCCACACUGGUGUAGCCCCGCCUGGAUGGCUGGAAGACGAGAUGGCGUCGCGGCUAGAGGUCGUGUCGCACCAGUGGUUCUCCUGGGACGCGCACCACCGGGACGCGAGCCCGGGGAGCAGCGCCCUCGGCGGGCGGAAGCCCGCCGCGUCGGCGCGGCUGCCAGUGGACGAGCCGAACGUCCACGUCAAAGAGAGGCGGCAGGAGCUCAUCCAUCGCCUGAACAUGGAGCACACGAAGGCGACGGGCGCCAGGCAGAGCUGCGCCCCUUGCCUGGGCCGGCGGGCUCGGCGCGGCCUCUGCGUGGAGGAGGCGGGGGCGAAGACGUGGUACGAGUGGUGGGACAGCAACAGGUGCAGGCAGCGCGGCUUCCUGGAGCCGUGGGAGCGCUCGGGGCCGUCCCGGAGCCCGUGGUUCUCGCAGGGCCAGGACGCGGCCAACCUGAGCACCUUCACGAACAUGCUGCGGGAGCACGGCGUCGACCCCUCCGAGUUCGGCGUCGGCUCGGCGCGCACGCUGCAGCAGCUCGCGGGCGAGGUGCAGAGCGGCGCGGCGGAGCUGCUGCUCGACGCAUCGGAGCACAAGAAGCUG
Molecule: messenger RNA, 2208 nt
Organism: Prorocentrum cordatum
Lineage: Eukaryota; Dinophyceae; Prorocentrales; Prorocentraceae
Source: the annotation of a GenBank genome assembly